GCGAGGCGGUGUAUUCACCAUUUCACGGGUGUGAUGGCUUAAAAAAGACCUUCGGAUUAAUUCAGAGGAAGAUGAAAGCUUUCAUAUGUCAGAUAAGGACUCUGGUGGGUUGUAGACUGAUGACGAGAUAAGACUGUCAACCUGCUGCUGUUUCUCAGAGAUGUAAAAGUUAUGGUUGUGAAAUGUAAACAUAAAAGUUUUCGGAGAAACGGAAAAAGAGAGACUCUGUGGUUGAAAAAGCGCUUUCCGGAUGGAGACGGACCUGAGGCUGGAGUCAAGUUUAUGGGUCGGGAAUAAAAGAUACCGGGCUGUUCUGACAGGCUGGCACUUCAACUGGACCGAGGUGGAUAAGAAGAACCGGGACAAGAAAACAAUUUCAGUACCUGUGGCGGAGUUGGUUGGAGUGGAGGAUGGCCGAGUGGAGAUCCUUCCCCAGAAGUCAGUCGAGGACACAGACAAAGACUUUACAGUUUUCUACGUGAAGCGCAGCAGCAGCGGGAGCUCUUAUGGGUUACUAUGGAGACUGGGCCGGACCCAGUUCAGCUGCCUCAGUCGGGUGCUCAGAGACCAGUGGACGAAACACUUGAGAACUGCCGUCAAGACUCACAGUCCGUUGCGUCCAAACAGGCUGUUGGUGUUUAUCAACCCAUUUGGAGGGAAGAAGAAAGGAAGGAAGAUCUACCAUUCUCUGGUUGCCCCUCUGUUUGAGCUGGCUGGUAUCAGCUCUCAUGUAAUAGUGACAGAGCGGGCAAACCAGGCCAGAGACCACCUCCUGAAGAAAGACCUGACGGGCUUUGAUGGUGUGGUGUGUGUGGGUGGGGAUGGCAUGUUCAGCGAAAUACUUCACGGUUUGAUUGGGCGGACACAACAAGAGGCAGGCCUUUGUGAGAAUGAUCCCACUGUCACCCUACAGCCCUGUCCGCUUCACAUUGGCAUCAUCCCUGCAGGUUCUACAGACUGUGUGUGUUAUGCCACAGUGGGAGUGAUCGACCCUGUCACUUCGGCUUUGCACAUCAUCAUUGGAGACUCUCAGCCUUUGGAUGUGUGUUCAGUCCAUCAAUCUUCUGCCCUGGUGCGCUACUCAGUGUCUCUGUUGGGCUAUGGCUUCUACGGUGACGUGCUGACUGAGAGUGAGAAGCACCGCUGGAUGGGACCUCUCCGAUAUGACUACUCAGGCACAAUGGUGUACCUGAGCAACAGGAGCUAUGCAGGCAUAGUUCAGUAUCUACCAGCAGACCCGCUGCUCUCCAGCCCGAGAGAUAGGACACGCUGCCUCUCAGGGUGCAAUGUGUGCUCCAAAAGCACAGAAAGACUUUUCCCCCACUCUUCAGAUUCAGGCUCACUGUACAGCUCCCACUUCAGCCACCUCAGCAGUGACUCAGAAGGCGAGUGGGUGAGCGUGGAGGGCAGGUUCAGGUGUGUGUCUCUCACUUGUAUGUCCAGCUCAUGUCCCAAAAGUCCUCUGGGCCUCUCUCCUUCUGCUCACCUGGCGGAUGGAACAGGUGACCUCAUCCUGGUGUGGGACACUCACCCACUGGGAUUCCUCAAGUUCCUCUACAGGCACACAAGCUCGCAGGACCAGUUUGACCUGCCGUUUGUGGAGGUUCACCGGGUGAAGGCCAUCCGCUUCUCCCUCCCCCCCAACAAAGAGGAGGACCCAUAUAAAGAGAUCAGGGAGACGAAUGUUGUGGUAGAUGAAGAGGAGAGAGGCGACAUCGAGACUGUAAGCAGGAAUGGAUCUCAGCAGCACCUGGCAGAGGGAGGCACAGGACGAGACAUGACAAAGGAGCAGAAAGCAGCGAACCCCUUCAUGUGUGGUCUGUGCUGCAGUAAAGCUCCUGCUGUGUCAGUGUGGAACUGUGAUGGAGAGAUUCUGCCCUCCACUGAGAUCCUCAGCAGGAUUCAUGGCCAGCUGGUGCGUCUGUAUGCCAGGGGCAUCGAGGACAAAGCAGCCAUACACAGCUGCAGCGGGGAAGGACUAGUGUGAAAGGGGAUGCACCCGAAACAAAAAGUCAGCUAAACUGUGGAUGAUGACAGAAAAGUGACAGAGUUUCUAAUUUGUGAAUUCACUGAGACAGCGAGUCUGUCAUGGCCAAAGAGUUCCUACAAUUUCAGGUACUUUUACAUGUUUUCUCAUUGCAAUAAUGAGAUAACUAUUUAUUCUUAAAUGAGUGUGUGUUUGUCGAAUACUGCUGCUUAAAACACUAAUAAAAGACUUGCUAA
This is a messenger RNA of Epinephelus moara (kelp grouper), 2223 nucleotides long. RefSeq names its product ceramide kinase family protein. Bases 251 to 1987 code for a protein of 578 amino acids. The record is from RefSeq and is a predicted model, not a curated record. Lineage: Eukaryota; Metazoa; Chordata; Actinopteri; Perciformes; Serranidae. Gene Ontology annotation, molecular function: kinase activity. The transcript is spliced from 13 exons.